This is a messenger RNA of Salpingoeca rosetta, 3471 nucleotides long. RefSeq lists its product as uncharacterized. Gene Ontology annotation, molecular function: RNA binding. The record is from RefSeq and is a predicted model, not a curated record. NCBI's taxonomy places the organism in Eukaryota, Choanoflagellata, Craspedida, Salpingoecidae. The transcript is spliced from 5 exons. Bases 409 to 3471 code for a protein of 1020 amino acids.
CCAGCGUCAUCCUUUCUUCCUUUGUCUGUUGUGUGCCACUUCCCUUUGCCCUUCCCUUUUCUUUUCCUCUUGUCUUCUUUGUUUUGGACACACCACCACUGCUUUGCGACAGUCAGUCUCACGACCUUGUGUUUGGUUUGGCUUUGGCUGCUUGUUUUGGCAUUUCCUGCUACGCGUCCCCCUUCCCGCUCCACGCGAGUCGACGAACGACGCCGCCAGCCCCUUGUUGUUGUUGUUCUUCUUUCUUCGCACACGCCCAAGCCCUCUCUUUCUGGCUCGCUUUGGGGGUGUUUUGUUUUGGGACUCAAGAAGCGCGUGCGCUUGUUUUACCCCCAUCCUCCCUCCUCUCUGUCUCUCUCUCUCUCUCGCUCUCCCCUCCCCCCACCUUGUCCUGUUGUGCCGCAGAGGAUGGCAGACCUGAGUGCGCAGGAGUUAUCCAUGGAUUUUGAGUCAGACGUCUUCUUCUCACGCACCCCAAGCGAGCAGCGAACAACGCGCGAGGAUCACCUCCAAGCCCCACCUUCCUCAAAGCCAUCAACCACAGCAUCAUUGAACGCGCAGGACAGGCGAUCUCUUUCCAGCCAUCGCUCGUCGUCGUCACAUCAUCACAUACCCGUGUCAGCCGCCAUGGCCCCCGCGGUUCCCACCAUCAACGCCGGCAGCGUCAGCAGCGCCAGCGCCAACGAGACGACUGCCGCUGUCGCUCUAGCACCCGCAGACACGCCACGGUCCCGAAGCACCUCCCACUCCCACUCCCACUCCCAGUCACGCCGCAGCCGCACCGAUUCCGCGAGCACCGGCGCCCUUGAUUCCCCUUCUGCUCAGCACCACCACCAGCAAUACCAGCAGCAGCCGCAGCAGCCACAAUACCAACAACAAGCGUACCAGCAGCAUACACUCGCGCCACCAACCGCAGCUGCAACAAAUACAGCACCACCCCAGCCAAAUCUCAACUUACAGCGUGGCCGCCGUCGCAGUCGUCACACCCCGCACUCCGAGGGCACAUACAGCUCUGCAUCUCCCCGGUCACCCGCAGUCACAACGACCACCGCCACCACAACGACCGCUGCCAGACAGCAGCAGCAGCAACAGCAGCAGCAGCCCCAAGGUCAGAUGGCGGCGCCGUCACAAGCGCCCGUCACGAUGGCACCGCCCACGCCCACCAUGGUCCCACUGCAGCCACCAUACUCCGACGGUGCUUCACGCUCGCAUCCCCGCGCCAGCCACUCGCAUACUGUCCAGCAGCAGCAGCAGCAGCAACAGCAGGCCCAAUUCCCUCAACCAGGAACAGCCCAGCUGCACGCCCCAGCGCCCGCACUCCCACAGCCUCAACAACCAGCCACUGUUGCACCACAAGCACCAGCACCGGCAGCACCAGCAACCAUGCUGCCCAACCAGCCACCGCCGCUGCCACAAGCGCACCCCGCCACCAACAUGGCAACGGUGACUCCGACCUCUGGCCCAGCCAUCUCUGAGAACACCUUGCGUGUGGACGGCCUUCCUGCGACCGUCACAGUGGACAUGCUCCUCCGGCUCUUCUCAUCACAUGGCCUCGUGCAAGAGGCGCAGCUACAUGGAGGUGAGCAGGGGUUCAACAGCGCCUUUGUGAACAUGGUCUUCGCAGCCGAUGUUCCCGGUGCAUUACGCUUGGACGGAUUCAAGCUUCACAACGCCUGCCUUCGCGUCCACAGGGCUGUUCAAGUUGGAACCGCGCAGGCCCAGCAACCACAGCCGCAGCAAACACAGCAGCCACCACAACCACGGCCGCAACAGCUGCAGCAACAACAGCAGCAGCCACCACAACCACCGCCACAGCUGCAGCAGCAACUUCAGCCACAACCACAGCAGCCACCACAACCACCGCCACAGCUGCAGCAGCAACUUCAGCCACCAGUGGAGUUGAUGAGCGCGCAGCGCAUGCAACACGGUCCCAGCCAUCGCGGUAGCAGUGAUGGCAGCACGCACGCACGCGUCGAGCAACAACAACAGCAGCAACAGCAGCACCAGCCACAACAACAGCAAGAACAGCUGCAGGUGCAGCACCACCAUGAACAAAACGACAAUGUCGGUUAUGGGGAGCCACGCCAUGAGCACCAUGAUGGUGGAUUUGAACACAACGACCACCGCUACGCCGCCCACAGUGAUGACGACGGCUUUGUUGACCGCAGGCAGCACUGGUACCAGCGCUCCCACAGGAACAGCUACGAUGGUGGACGCGGACGCGGGCGUGGUAGGGGCCGCGGGCGUGGCAGGGGUCGUGGCCGUGGCCGUGGACGCUUUCAGCGGUACCAUCAUCAGCACAACAACCACACGCACAACAAAUAUGGGUACCACAACCACAACGGGUACAACAAUCACGACGGCGGCUACCGCCACAAGUUCAACCAACACAACCAGCACAACAACCACUAUCACCGCAGCAACAACUACCAGCGCAACUACUAUCAGAACGGCGAUGACAGCAACGAUUACCGUGGCCCGCAGCGGCGCGCCUAUGGCCACAACAACAACAACAACAACAGCAACAACAGCCAUCGCCAUGACCGAGAUCAGCGGAUGCAGUACGACCGCAGCCCACACCACCACCACCGCAGCCGACACAACAACCAGCAGCACCAGCGUGGUCGUCCGUACCAGCACCAUCAGCAUCGUCCUGACCAUCGCCACGAUGACGUGCAGCGCCACUCCAGCAGCGACGGCACCGAUAGCAGGCACUACCACAGCCGCAGUGACGAUGGCCGCAGGGACCGCGAUGCUGUUGAUCGGCACGACAGACGCCAGCGCCAUCGCCGACACGACAAGCAUCACCGCCGCCGCCACCACCACACCACCCACCGCCGCAGCAGCCGUCGGCGCGAUGGUGGUGGCCAUGGCGAUGGUGAUGGUGAUGGUGAUGGUGAUGAGAGGCGGCAGCGGCGCGAGUACACGGGUGACAAUGAUGGUGCUGACGUGUCUGCACGCGGCAGUGGGGACGAGAGCUACCGUGACUGUGACGACAGCCCAUACGACAGCGACCACUAUGACGACUAUGAUGAACACGAUGAUCGCCGGCGGAGUGACGAUCGUGACGAUGACGGCUGGGCUGAUGACGGUGUAAACCGCCGUGGCGAUGUGGAUGGUGGGGAUGGUGGUCGCGGCGCUGUCCGUGACGACGAUGGAGCCGGCGACGCCGCUGUUGGUGCACACGACGAGCAAAGGCAUCACAGCACCAGCAAAGCUGCCCCUGACCGGCACCAGCAAGAGCAGGAGCAGGGAUAUGACAAGGAAGCAGGGUCCCGUCAGCGGCGGUAUCGCGGUCGCCGUGCGAAGCGCGAGCACGAAGAAGGAGAUGGACAGCGCAGGCGCAGCCGCUGGAAGCGCAGUGAUGGUGGCGAGGGUGGUGAUGGUGGUGAUGGUGGUGAUGUUGGUGAUGGGAAUGCAAGUGAUGGCAUGGUACUCGCAGAUGAACCAAGUCAACCUCUGUCACAAUGA